Messenger RNA from Lonchura striata (white-rumped munia), 2127 nucleotides. Lineage: Eukaryota; Metazoa; Chordata; Aves; Passeriformes; Estrildidae. The record is from RefSeq and is a predicted model, not a curated record.
UGGGGGAAGAACUCCGUUUUCCCAGUGAAAACUUUGGAAUUCUCUUUCAAAUUCCCUUCGAAAGCAGCUGUGAGCUGAAGAGUUUGGGCUCGGAUCUGCUCAGGAGGAAAGGCAGUGCCCCAGCAAAGCCCCCCCUGGCAGUGCCCAGGAACCCCGGCAGUGCCAGGCAGGGGCGGCUGCCCGGCCCCACGGCUCAGGGACAGCCCCAGGGGCUGGGGCAGCUGCAGCACCGUGAGAAGCUGGAGCAGAGGCAGCAGAAAAAGCUGGAACAUCAGGAACAGAAUCAUCUGGAGAUGGAGCAUCAGGAGCAGAGGAAGCAGAAAAGGCUGAAACAUCACGAAAAUAAUAAUCUGGAGCAGCGGAAGCAGAAAAUGCUGGAACAUCAGGAACAGAAUCAUCUGGAGAUGGAGCAUCAGGAGCAGAGGAAGCAGAAAAAGCUGAAACAUCUGGAGAUGGAGCAUCUGGAAGAGAAGGAGCAGAAUCAUCUGGAGCAGAAUUAUCUGGAACAGAGGAAGAAGAAGAAGCAGAAUCAUCUGGAGCAGAAUAAUCUUGAACAGAAUCAUCUGGAGCAGAGGCAGCAGAAAAGGCAGAAUUAUCUGGAGCAGAAUUAUUCGGAGCAGAGGAAGCAGAAGCUCCAGUUGAUGGAGCAUCAGGAGCAGCGGAAGCAGAAUCAUCUGGAGCAGAAUUAUCUGGAACAGAGGAAGAAGAAGGAGCAGAAUCAUCUGGAGCAGAAUUAUCCGGAGCAGAAUUAUCCGGAGCAGAGGAAGCAGAAAAAGCCAAAGCUCCAGGAGAUGGAGCAUCAGCAGCAGAGGAAGCAGAAGAAACACAAUUAUCUGAAGCAGAACAAGCUGGAACAUCUGGAACAGAACCAUCUGGAAACAGAACAUCUGGAACAGGAGCAUCUGGAACAGAACCAUCUGGAAACAGAGCAUCUGGAACAGAACCAUCUGGAAACAGAGCAUCUGGAACAGAACCAUCUGGAAACAGAACAUCUGGAGCAUCAGGAACAGAAUCACCCAGAGCAGAGGAAGCAGAAGAAGCUGAAGCUCCAGGAGCAGGAGCACCAGGAGCAGAGGAAGCAGAAGAAGCUGGAUAAGAGACAGCGGGAGAAGCAGAAUUGUCUGGAGCAGAAUCAUCUGGAGAUUCAGCAGCAGGAGCAGAGGAGGCAGAAAAAGGCGGAUAAGAGACAGCAGAAGCAGAAUUGUCUGGAGCAGAGUGCCCUGGAGCAGAGGCAGCAGAAUCACCUGGAGCAGAAUCACGUGGAGAUGGAGCAGAGGAAGCAGAAAAAACUGGAUAAGAGACGGCAGAAGAAGCAGAAUAAUCUGGAACAGAAUCAUCUGGAGCAGAGGCAGCAGGAUAUUCUGGAACAGAAUCACCUGGAACAGAAUCAUCUGGAACAGAAUUACCUGGAGAUAGAGCAGAGGAAGCAGAAAAAGCUGGAUAAGAGAUGGCAGAAGAAGCAGAAUUGUCUGGAGCAGAAUGCCCUGGAGCAGAGGCAGCAGGAUUUUCUGGAGCAGAAUCACCUGGAGACAGAGCAGAGGAAGCGGAAAAAACUGGAUAAGAAACAGCAGAAGAAGCAGAAUAAUCUGGAGCAGAGGGAGCAGAAUCAUCUGGAGCAGAAUCAUCUGGAACACAGGCAGAAGAAUGGCCUGGAAGAGAAUCCCCUGGAGCAGAACCACCUGGAGAUUCAGCACCAGGAGCGGAGGAAGCAGAAGAAGCCGGAUAAGAGAUGGCAGAAGGAGCAGAAUCCCCUGCAGCAGCCGUGCAGCGUGCCCCCCAGGAACUGCUCUCUCUCCCCACGCCCCAAAAAGAAGAAGCAGCAGCAGGACACGUGGUGACAGGUGGCUCCAGCCAGGGCUGCUGCACAAGGCUGCCUUAAAUCUGCUUUUUAAAUCUGCUUUUUUAAUCUGCUUUUUUAUCUCCCUUUUCUCACUGCCCACAGCUCUGCUGCUUCUGCAGGAGUUUUUUAGCCUGGCGCUGUGCCUGAUCCGUGAGGGAUGCUGGAGAAACAUCCCCAGAGCCUUCAACAAAGCGGGUUUUUGUUGAUUUCCUCAGGGACCGGCCCCCAAAACGCCGAUUUUUAUGCUCCUUUUUACUAAAGUAAAUUCCCACGCUGUGCAAACCCCA